Molecule: messenger RNA, 892 nt
Organism: Lepus europaeus (European hare)
Lineage: Eukaryota; Metazoa; Chordata; Mammalia; Lagomorpha; Leporidae
Product: S-methyl-5'-thioadenosine phosphorylase-like
Exons: 1
Coding region: 1-855 (284 amino acids)
Biological process (GO): nucleoside metabolic process
Cellular component (GO): cytosol
Molecular function (GO): S-methyl-5-thioadenosine phosphorylase activity
Source: RefSeq, a predicted model, not a curated record
AUGGCCUCAGGUGCUGCCCCCACCGCCGCCGUGAAGACUGGAAUAAUUGGUGGAGCAGGCCUGGAUGAUCCAGAAAUUUUAGAAGGAAGAACUGAAAAAUAUGUGGAUACUCCAUUUGGCAAGCCAUCCGAUGCCUUAAUUUUGGGGAAAAUAAAAAAUAUUGAUUGCGUCCUCCUUGCCAGGCAUGGGAGGCAGCACACCAUCACGCCUUCCGAAGUCAGCUACCAGGCAAACAUCUGGGCUUUGAAGGAGGAGGGUUGUACACUUGUCAUAGUGACCACAGCUUGUGGCUCCUUGAGGGAGGAGAUUCAGCCCGGCGCUAUCGUCAUUAUCGAUCAGUUCAUCGACAGGACCGUGACAAGGCCUCAGACCUUCUAUGAUGGAAGUCCUUCCUGUGCCAGAGGAGUAUGCCAUAUUCCAAUGGCUGAGCCAUUUAGCCCCAAAACAAGAGAGGCCCUCAUAGAGACUGCUAAGAAGCUAGGCCUCCGGUGCCACUCAAAGGGGACAAUGGUCACAACUGAAGGACCUCGAUUUAGCUCCCGGGCAGAAAGCUUCAUGUUCCGCACCUGGGGAGCGGAUGUUAUCAAUAUGACCACUGUUCCAGAGGUAGUUCUUGCCAAAGAGGCUGGAAUUUGCUAUGCAAGUAUUGGCAUGACAACAGAUUAUGAUUGCUGGAAGGAGCACAAGGAAGCAGUUUCAGUGGACCGAGUCUUAAGGCCCCUGAAAGAAAAUGCCAAUAAAGCCAAAAGUUUGCUCCUCACCACCAUACCUCAGAUAGGGUCCACAGAAUGGUCCCAAACCCUCCAUAACCUGAAGAAUAUGGCCCAGUUUUCUGUUUUAUUACCAAGACAUUAAACUAGCAUGGCUGCCUAGAAAAAAGGUGACUUUCUAG